AUGGAAGGUCUCAAAAUCGACGAUGGUGCCCAGCCAUAUUCUUCUAUGGCUGGAAAGCUGGAUUCCAAGCUCCUGCAGGCUCUCGACGUGAUGGGCUUCGCGACCAUGACCCCCGUCCAACGUCGUGUUUUGACCGAACUUCCCAAUUGGCGCAGUGAUUGCCUCGUCCAGGCCAAGACUGGAACUGGAAAAACUCUCGCUUUCCUACUCCCGGCUUUGCACUGUCUUCUUCAAGGCAACUCAGUGCCAAGGGGCCAGGUCGCUAUCUUGAUCAUCACCCCGACCAGAGAGCUUGCACAACAAAUUGCCAAAUCAUGCGAUCAACUCACAUCACAACUCGCAAGGCCGCUGGAGUGCCAUAUCGCAGUUGGUGGUACUGCUCGUGCAUCGGCUCAUUCGCGCUUCAUGAAGGGCGCCCCAUCUGUUCUGGUGGCGACCCCUGGACGUCUCAAGGAUUAUCUUUCUGACGAGUCGACAGCUGAGAAGAUGGCCAACAUCCAAACUUUGGUUCUGGAUGAAGCGGACACCAUGCUUGAGUCUGGAUUUAUCGCCGAUGUGAAGCGGAUUCUUCAGCUCAUUCCUCACAAGAGCACCGGCUGGCAGGGCAUGUGUUUCUCGGCCACUGUUCCACCCAAGGUCAAGGACGUGAUCAGUAUUGUGUUGAAGCAAGGCUAUAGCAACAUUUCAACAAUCGAGAAGAACGAAACACCUACCCACGAGAGAGUUCCCCAAUACCACGUUCUAAUCUCCGGUGUGGCGCAGACCUUUACCUCUCUUGCCGCGCUCCUGAACCUCGAAAUUAAGAAGUGCUCCAAAAUCAUUGUUUUCGGAGUCACUGCCAACAUGGUUGCUCUUUUUGCCCGAGUUUUCUCCCAGGGCUUGACUCCUCUGAAGGUCUUCGAGAUUCACUCCAGACUUAAUCAGAAUGCUCGCACAAGAACCACCGCCCAGUUCAAGGAAGCGGAUUCGGGUGUUAUGUUUGCCUCGGAUGUCAUCGGUCGUGGAAUGGACUUCCCCAACGUCGAUCUAGUCAUCCAGGUUGGCUUGCCAUCGAACGGCGAGCAAUAUGUCCACCGUGUCGGUCGUACAGCUCGCGCCGGCAACGACGGCCGCGCUAUCAUCCUCCUCACUCAAGCCGAGUCUUUCUUUAUGAAAAUGAACCGCCACCUACCCAUCAAACCUCACCCUGACUCUGACAAGGUCAACGAGGACGCGCUCGCGUGUGCUAAUGGUGUCACCCAGGCCAUGUAUGCCGUUGAUGAGGAAACCAAGCAACGCGCUUAUUCUUCCUACAUCGGCUUCUUCGCUGGAUCCGGUCUUCUGAAGCAAGUUCGUCUCGACAAAGCCGGCCUUGUUCAACUCGCAAACGACUUAGCCAUCAACGGUAUGGCCUGCCCCGAGCCCUCCCCAAUGGACAAGAAGGUCGUCGGUAAGAUGGGCCUGAAGGGUGUCCCCGGAUUCAACUACGCAAGCGGAGCUGAUCUGAGAGGAGGCAAUUCCUCCCGGUCGCGCCCACGUGAACGUUCUAAGAGCAACGGUCGCGAUGCGCUGAGCCCCGGGGCUGGUCGCAAGGACCAAAGAGGCGCUAUCAAUAAGCGUGAAGGUCAAAAUGGCAGCGGUCGUGGAGGUGGCCGUGGAGGUGGUCGUGGACGGGGAGGACGUCGCGGUGGACGUGGUGGCGCGCAGUAG
This is a messenger RNA of Penicillium waksmanii, 1689 nucleotides long. RefSeq names its product ATP-dependent RNA helicase mitochondrial. Gene Ontology annotation, molecular function: nucleic acid binding; ATP binding. NCBI's taxonomy places the organism in Eukaryota, Fungi, Ascomycota, Eurotiomycetes, Eurotiales, Aspergillaceae. Gene Ontology annotation, cellular component: mitochondrion. Bases 1 to 1689 code for a protein of 562 amino acids. The transcript has a single exon. The record is from RefSeq and is a predicted model, not a curated record.